Messenger RNA from Suncus etruscus (white-toothed pygmy shrew), 3944 nucleotides. Its product is annotated as zinc finger protein 106-like. Lineage: Eukaryota; Metazoa; Chordata; Mammalia; Eulipotyphla; Soricidae. Gene Ontology annotation, molecular function: SH3 domain binding; RNA binding. Gene Ontology annotation, cellular component: cytosol; membrane. The record is from RefSeq and is a predicted model, not a curated record.
GAAGCGGGGUCCGGAGCGGGCUUCCGGCCCCUGAAGAACGAACGAGUGGGGGGCUUCGUGGGGCACCGGGGACCCCCUCUCCCGGUCUGGGCGGCCUGAUGGCGUAGGAGGGGUCGGCUGUGAGCGUGCGACGAUUGCUUCAGAUCUGAUCACUAUGGUACGAGAAAGAAAAUGCAUAUUGUGCAACACUGUCUACAGCUCAAAAAGGGACAGUAGUCAUGAGUGCCGAGUGUGCGGGGUCACAGAAGUGGGUCUUUCUGCAUAUGCAAACCACAUUUCUGGCCAGUUGCACAAAGAUAACGUUGAUGCCCAGGAAAGAGAAGAUGAUGGAAAGGGAGAAGAAGAGGAAGAAUAUUUUGACAAGGAACUCGUUCAGUUAAUAAAACAAAGGAAGGAACAAAGUCGACAAGAGGAAGCUUCUCACAGCAGUCAAGAAAUAAACUCAGAUGACAGGCGACCCCAAAGGAGACGAGAAGACCGAAUCCCUUACUCAGAGAGAGAGAGUUACAGUCAGCCAGCUUGGCAUCAUCGGGGGCCUCCUCAGCGGGACUGGAAAUGGGACAAAGAUGGCUUCAAUAACACAAGGAAAAACAGCUUUCCACAUUCUUUGAGAAAUAAUGGUGGACCAAGAGGCUGCUCUGGGUGGCAUAAGGGUGGUGCAGGAGGCCCCUCAAAUUGGUUUCAUAGCCAUAGUAAUUCUGGAGGUGGUUGGCAUUCGAAUAGUGGAACCUUAGAUUGGAAUCAUAAUGGCACAGGAAGAAAUUCCAGUUGGCAUUCUGAAGGAACAGGUGGCUUUUCCAGUUGGCAUAUGAACAACAGUAACGGAAACUGGAAAUCCAGUGUGCGUGGUACAAAUAGUUGGAAUUAUAGUGGCCCUGGAGACAAAUUUCAACCAGGCAGAAAUAGAAAUUCUAACUCUCACGUGGAAGACAUGACUAUGCAAUGGAACGGUAAACCCAAGUCAAAUAAAUAUAAUCAAGAGAGAUAUCAUUGGCAACGGCAAGAAAAUAGCAAAGUUGGUUCAGUCGCUGCAUAUCGAGGUCCCUCUACAGGGUUUGCCAGUGAUAAAUUUCCUUCAGAAGACUUAUUUGACUUCAGUUUCGAGCAGUGGGAAAGCCAAACCACUAAACCAACAGACAUGGCAGCUUCCAAAAGUGGUGGGAAGAAUGGCACUUUGGCGAGGGAGAAACAACAUCGCUGGGCUCCUUACCGAUCUCAGAAGACUCUGGAUCUACAGGUUGCAAUAAAAGAUGUCAUUGGGCAGUCAGAAGUGAAAGACAAGCCUCUUUUUGAUUUUAGCCUGAUAACCAUGGGAGUGCAAGAGCCUAAAAGUGAUGAGUCAGCCAAGAAAACAUCAUCGUUGAAAACACACACAAAACUGAAUACUGAGUCUCUGCCACACAGGUCCACUUCAGACCAUGCUGCUUCCACUGGGGUGGCACAAGACUGCCCCAUUACAGAAAAACCCGAACAAUCGCAACAUUUAAACAAGUUAAAAUCCCCAUCUCUUUCCAUCCCAGUUACUAAAUCAGUUCCUCCGAAGCAAAGUUCAAAGAAGCCUUCAAGACACACCAAAAAGCAUUCUUUUUCUCCUGAGAAACACAGGGAUUCCUCAAGCAAACACACUGUGGAAGAUAAUCAUGAUGCCACCUAUAUCUCCAAAAAGCGGGGUUCAUGUCCUCGUGUCUCAAGAGGGAAGGAAAGUACAUUUGGUAUCCAAACGGAACUCGAUGGAAAUUUAAGUGAUACCUUAGAAAAAGCCAAAGACGGGCCACCGUGUCCCGAAUCAAUGCAAAAUCCACUUCCUAGUAGUGCCUCUAAAAGGAAUUGUGCAAAAGCAAGUAGGAAUGUCCAAGAAUCUGAAAAGGGUUCUUUGAAAAUUGAGUUUCAGGUUCACACGUUAGAGGGUGGAAGUGAAGGAGAGAGAUCAGACCCAGAAAAGCUUGGGACAAAAAUGAAAACCCCAGAUUCUGCAAGUACAGAAGCUUUGUCCUACACCACUCUGGCCACUGAUGAGAAAGAGGGUAAUGAUGCAAGCCUCAAUAAAGCUCUCAAACAAUCCACUUCCCCGUGUAAUUCAGUAGUGCCUCAGAAAGACUCUGAGUUACAAAUGACAUCUGUAGCCAGCCCCCACUCUGACUUACUGUUGGACCUGAAAGCCCCCAUAGAAGAUGGCCAGGUUGAUGAGACUGUUAAGUCUCAUGUAUCUUAUGAAACAGAAGGUUUUGAUACUACUGGCUUGGAUGUAGAUCUUCAGAAAGGUGAGUUAGGCCAGCCCUCGGGCCCUCUCCUGCCUGAGCUAAGCAAGCUGGGCUUUCCUGCCUCACUCCAGAGAGACCUAACUCGGCACAUCAGUUUGAAGAGUAAAACUGGAGCACAUCUUGUAGAACCAAAUCUCAACAGUGCUCGCCGCAUCCGCAAUAUUAGUGGUCAUCGGAAGAGUGAGACAGAGAAGGAGUCUGGGCUCAAGCCAACCCUCCGGCAAAUUCUAAAUGCCUCGCGUCGAAAUGUCAAUUGGGAACAGGUCAUUCAGCAAGUGACCAAGAAAAAGCAAGAGCUAGGCAAAGGCCUGCCCAGGUUUGGCAUAGAAAUGGUUCCUUUGGUCCAGAAUGAGCAAGAGGGUUUAGAUUUGGAUGAAGAGCCCGAUCUGUCCAGUCUUGAAGGGUUCCAAUGGGAAAGUGUUUCCGUUUCUUCAUCUCCCGGGCUGACAAGGAAACGCAGCCUUUCCGAGAGCAGCGUGGUCGUGGACAGGGCGGCUCCUUCCGUGUAUGGCUACUUCAAUGAGGAAGGCACGGGCAAAGAAAAUGAGCCCCGGGACAUCAUUUCACCUACGAACUCAUUGAGGUCUACACAGAGCCAGAAAGUGACUCUGGCACUUAAGCAGGAAGUGACACCUUUGGAGGCCUCCCUGAUCAUGGGUGAAGGAGCUGAAAGUAUGGGUGUCAGGAGGCAGCAUAGUACCCCUUUCUCUUCUGACCACACGGUCCCUGGGAUGCAGUUGGCCAAAGACCGGAGCAGCCGGAAGAGUUCAACCCCUUCUGAGAAUCCUAACACCCAGGAGAGCAAUGGCGAAGGAAGCUCCUUCUCAUCCCAUGUAUCUUCAGCCCUUACAAUCUCAAGUUUGGCAGAUGCUGCCACAGAUAGUAGCUGUACUUCCGGUGCUGAACAAAAUGACGGGCAGAGUAUUAGAAAGAAAAGAAGAGCUACUGGGGAUGGAUCAUCUCCUGAACUUCCAAGUCUAGAGAGGAAAAAUAAAAGAAGAAAAAUUAAAGGAAAGAAAGAACGUUCUCAGGUUGACCAGCUGCUGAAUAUCUCUUUAAGGGAGGAAGAACUAAGCAAAUCACUGCAGUGCAUGGAUAACAAUCUCUUGCAAGCACGGGCAGCACUUCAGACAGCUUAUGUUGAAGUUCAGAGGCUACUUAUGCUUAAACAACAGAUAACUAUGGAAAUGAGUGCCCUGAGAACCCAUAGAAUACAAAUUCUACAGGGAUUACAAGAAACAUAUGAACCUUCCGAGGGCCCAGACCAGGCUCUUUGUAGUCUUCUGAGAGAACAAAGGAACACUAGACCUCAAACAUCUGCCGAUCCUGCAUUGCUGCCUACUCCCCUUUUUCCUGUUUUUCUGGAGUCUCCAUCAUCCACUGGAGUCCCUCUCCAAGUAACUACGUCUUCUACUUUCCAAGGCCAUGGUAGUCUUCCUGCUCCAGACUCCUCAGUUCAGAUUAAACAAGAACCCAUGUCUCCUGAACACGGCGAGAGUGUGAACAAUAUGUCACAAGGCUCUGCUUGCAUUGUGUCCAAGGAAUUACUGCAGGCUCAUAGUAUGUAAACUUUUCUCUGAGUUAAGGGCAACCCUGUAGUGAAUCUGGGGUGACUUUGUAUCAGUGAUGAAUGUCAAACUCCCCAUUAAAGCUGAAAUUACCAAAAUUCAAAAAAAAAAAAAA